AUCAGUAUCAUUAUACGCUGUCAAGACAAACAGCAGGCUAAGGCAUUACUCUUUCUCCGAGAAAAAGGGACAUAUUUCACCAGCAUCCAGAAGAGAAAAUGGCAGACCACCAGAAGUUCGUUCUCACCAGCUGCUGCUGUGGGUGUUCUCUCAGAACAGGAGCUCUCAUCAUCGCCAUUCUCAGCCUGGUACUGAGCAUCAUAGGCUUAGGGCUUGGCAUCUUCGCUGGAGUAAUUGGUCUUCUGGAAGGAUGGGUGGAUGUUGCCAUCGACGUGGUCAACAUCAUCCUGGCUGCCAUCCUCAUCCAUGGCAUUAGGACCGAGCAACGCCGCUUCGUCCUCGCCUGGGUGUGGACAACGAUCGUCACGAUCAUCCUAACCGUCAUCCUGGGCAUCUUCGUCAUCCUUCUGUCCUCAUCCGUCACGGCAGCCAUUAUCCUCUUCAUCUUUGCCGCCAUCCAGGCCUACUUCAUCCUAGUCGUCUGGUCAUACGCCGUGUCGCUGGAGACGCCAGAACUGCCAGUAACGCGCCAAUCGACGUUGCAGGCUUUGCAGCAGCAAUGACCGUUGGAAGACACAGUAUUUUCAGCAGACGCCGAAGAACUCUGUCAGUUUAUUUGUGCAACAAAUGAGUAGUUAUUGCCAAUCACAUUUUAGUUUUCUGCAUGUUUUAUUUAUUUCAUUCUUGAAUA
Messenger RNA from Macrobrachium nipponense, 691 nucleotides. RefSeq lists its product as uncharacterized. The transcript is spliced from 6 exons. The record is from RefSeq and is a predicted model, not a curated record. The coding region runs from base 99 to 563 and encodes 154 amino acids. Lineage: Eukaryota; Metazoa; Arthropoda; Malacostraca; Decapoda; Palaemonidae.